Molecule: messenger RNA, 6836 nt
Organism: Syngnathoides biaculeatus (alligator pipefish)
Lineage: Eukaryota; Metazoa; Chordata; Actinopteri; Syngnathiformes; Syngnathidae
Exons: 2
Coding region: 4882-6105 (407 amino acids)
Biological process (GO): DNA integration
Molecular function (GO): nucleic acid binding
Source: RefSeq, a predicted model, not a curated record
GUUUACUUAACAGUCACUUCAUUAUGCACAACUUUGCAAGCUAAUGAGGUCCAAUGGAGAGAAAAAAAAUAUAUUAAAUGUAAAACCCUAUUACAUCAUGAUGACUUUAAUCCUAUCAACUAUAUGGAACUGUUACCAAAAGUACUACAUUUGUGCUUUUAGUACGCAUUUUUCAGCUCAUAUAGUAUUUGCUGAUUUAUGCACAACAGCAUUAGAAGACAGGACCAUUUUUUUCUCACGGUACCAUGCGCAAUGUGUCAUUUUGACUCAAAAGUGCAAGGGGAGAAAUUAAAUUCCUCCAACAAAAGUGAAACAGAAACAGAGGGCCAUGGUUCAAAAAAAGAAAAAAAGUUAGUUGAUAUGAUAAGUAUUGACGUGCCCUUACUCGAAAGAUACCCCAUUCAUCUUGUAUCCUUGUGCACCCGCAUGUAUUAAUCUGUUUCUCUGAUUGAAAGUGAACUUCCUUUUAAGGGAUUGUAUGUCAUGUUCUGGGGUUCUGCCUCCUGGUAACAUCAUUUGUUUCCACAAUCCCUUUGUGGUCACUGUUGUGUGCAGAGCCUCCUUCCCUCGCUUAGUAGCAAUUUGUGCCAACAGGUAUUUAAAUGUGGCUUCAAAAGGAGGAAAGUGCAGGACUAUAUCCUUAUUUGCUAUCUUGCUUGUUGCAUAACCUACUUCCUGUUUAUUCUCACUUGUUACCCAUUUGAUCCUCUCAUCAUCCAAGUUUUUUCUUCCCUCUGGCAUGGCUUCAGACACCUCUUUUUUUUUUUAAAUCAGCAUUCACAGGCGGAAGUGGGCCAACGAAGAACCGCGUCGACCUUCCCAGUAUCCAUCCGAAUCUCCCCUUCCGCAAGGAUGAACCCCAGGAAGGACACAGAGGCUCGGUGGAAUUCGCACUUGUCUUAGUUCAGGAACAACUGAUGCUGUAGUAGUCGCUGAAGAACCUCUCUUACUUGCCGGAUGUGGGAGUGUAAGAUAAGCUUACACAUUUCACAGAGGCCUGUGAAAUGUAUCACCUCAUGUGUCAUAAAUCUCUUUUAAUGACUCUGUUGCUGUGCAGGGAUGCGUGUGUGUGCUGUUUGUCUAUGGGAAGUUUAAGAGCUCAAGCUGACUGCAAAUUUAUGAUAGCUGCAUUCUUGUGGGUUUUUGUAACAGGAAGAACUGUGUCUACUCAGAGGACACCCGGCCUUGAGAAGAUUAACUGUCUCUGUAUAACAACUUUACUUGUCUUGUGAAACCUGCUCUCCCCCACCCUAUGUGUGGAGCUCAAUAAAAUCUGUGGUUUUGGGGAGACUCGGAGAGAGUCUCACGUGAAGGCUGAAGAAUAUGUUCUUCUUCCCCGAGUUCUCCCCAAACUGCAGUUUGGUAAAAAAUAACUCUGCCUCUGUCUCAAUCAUUUUAUCCCGGUGCCGUGAGCUUCUGGGUCCACAUUGAGCGAGAAGUCCGUGCUUUGGACCUAACAUUUUCCCUGGUGCCGAAACCCGGGAACCCAACAGCUUGACGCCUGGAACGACGCGGGAUCAACGAGACCAAGAAUCUGGUACCAGUGUCCUCCAUUGAAGGAUCGGUCGCAUCGCUGAUCCAGCGUCGGACCGGACUGUCGGGUGACGGGUCCCAACGGACCAGGGCCACGGCACUGAGGUAGGAUAAAACUUAUUUGGUCUCAUAGGAUGGUUAUAUGGUAUAACUUAACAUCUAAAAAUAAAAUAGAGCGGAAAUAAACCCAGAUUUAACAAGUAGUAAAAUUACGUUAAAAUAGGAGACUAAAAGUGGUGUGUGAGGACCGCUCCGAUACUUCCUGCCUUUUAAAACUUGUCUCUACGUGAGACACAGACAGAAUAGGUUUCUGUAAAAAGUAAAAUACGUGUAAGUCUCUAGGUGAGACCAAGCAGAAUAGGUUUCUGCAUACGCGAAGUUUCUAGGUGAAACUAAAAUAGAGUAAAAUACGUGUAAGUCUCUAGGUGAGACCAAGCAGAAUAGGUUUCUGCAUACGCGAAGUUUCUAGGUGGAACUAAAAUAGAGUGAAAUACGUGUAAGUCUCUAGGUGAGACCAAGCAGAAUAGGUUUCUGCAUACACGAAGUUUCUAGGUGAAACUAAAAUAGAGUAAAAUACGUGUAAGUCUCUAGGUGAGACCAAGCAGAAUAGGUUUCUGCAUACACGAAGUUUCUAGGUGAAACUAAAAUAGAGUAAAUGCUGCAGGACGCUGCACAAAUGAGCAGAGGAGGAGGAGGUUCGUGAGCCCCAACCACACCCGUCAAAAUUCAGAAUUUUCUAAAAAAAAAAAAAAAAAAAAAAAAAAAUCUCGCCUUAGGAGCAACAAAGGAAAAAAAAAAAAAAAGGGACAAGCAGAGACAAGAGGUGGCUGAACUUCCUGAUGUGAAAUUUAUGCAGAGACAUCAUCCGGGUAGUUGUGAGUAUUUGAGAAAAUGGGUCAAUAAAUAUGAUUUCCGACCCGAUCUUAAAGCUCCGGAGGAAAUUAAGAGGUUAAAAGCAUGCAUGAAAACUCGAUGGGAAGAGAAGGUGAAAAAGGGAAAGAAGACAGGGAAAGUUGAGAUGGAAUUAAGUAAGUUGAAAAUUUGGGAAGACCAGUGUGUUAAAAGGCAGAGAGAUAUAAAAAAAAAGAACAGAAAAAAAAGGAGAGACGAGAAAGACAAACAGGGGGGUUGAUUGCUGCCCUUGGGAUCAAGUCAGAUGAAGAAACAACCGCGCCACAGAGAAGAUCAGAAACAGGAAACGCACACCAGCAAGCUGCAAGCACAAGAGGAAGUGAAACCACCCAAGCAGUGGGCCAGAGCCCAGCAGAAGGCGGGGCUGAAGAGGAAGAAGAAGAUUGGAGAGAGGCAACAGAUCCUGCAGCCCCUGCAUUCUCGCCGAUCACCACCAGAGGGGGACGCCGGAGAGCUGAUGAGAUAAAAGUGAAGAUCUACCCCAGCUUAUCUGAUUGGCAGGAGCAGACCCCAGCAAGGAAACAACGCCACCCAGCGGGGCCAAGUGGAACUACAAGUGGAGCUGCAGAGAUGUACCCACUGUAUGCUGUUGCCAAUCCUCAUUAUGUGAUGGAUGGAGAUAACGAACCCACCAUCCUAGUGCCAAGACCAUGGAGAGCAACUGAAUGUUCUGAAGCCUGUACAGGCCUGGGGGAUCCAGAGACAGACCCAACUUCCUGGUGUUCUAAUUUCAGAGAACUAAAAAGCUCUUUUCACCUUAAUGGGACUGAAGUGGAGACAGCAUUCAAGACAGCGCUGAAACAUCGUUGGGGAAGAGUGAGAGGAAAUUUUAACCCCCGUGGAGGAAACAAUGGACCAAUCCUACGCCCAGAUGACCCUCUCCUGACUACCAGGAUGGAUGAAGUACUGGAGCGAGUAAUGACAGCUUACCAGAAGCCACCAGAUUACAGCAAAAUCAGACAGUGCCGCCAGAAACCAGAAGAAUCAGUCCAUGAUUUCAAGAUCAGACUGGAAGGAAUAUUCAAAACCAACAGUGGGCUGCCUGAAGAUGCUAACGACAAUGGUCCCUACCACAGCCAGCUAAAACAAUGCCUUAUGGACGGUUUCCAACCAGACAUCAGAAGGGAAUGGACAGCACAACAGCCAUGGCAGCGGUGACUGCAGCCAUAAGAGGAAUGGCGACGUCUACUGAGACACACGAGUCCUCUGAGGUGUACGCUAUGCAAAGAGAAGGAGAAAGGAGAGGUCAAAGAAGAGGUCAAGGUCAACAAAAAGGGGGACCAAGCCUGAAGUGCUACAACUGUGGGAAACCAGGACACCUGACUAGAGAAUGCAGGAGUCCCAAGAAGUGUUUCAGCUACCAGAAAGAGGGACAAAUGACACGUGAAUGCCCCCUCCCGGACAGCCGGAAGGGAGGGAGCAACCGAGAACCACCAAGAGACCCCAAAUUCAAUCCACAAUAUGAUCAAUGACUAUUAGAGGGAGAAGAAGAUGAAAGUGAUGAGCCAGAAGAACCACCAGACCCGGAGGAAGCAUCAUCAAUCCAAGUUUUCGACCUCUCCAUCUUAAAUCUGGAAGACCGCUUAAGACCCAAACCAUUUCGGUGGCUCAAAGUUGGGCCAUUUAAAAAACCAACAAAAUUUUUAUGUGACACUGGAGCAGACCAUUCGGUCCUGAUAGAUCCAGUUAAGGGAGUAAAAGCUUCCAGAAGACAAAUCAUAGUGAUAGGAGCUGGAGGCCUAGCACAACGCAAACUAUGGUCUCACCCGGUGUUGGUAGAGGAUGAAGAUGGCCAACAAAUUGAAACCAAGUUUGUUAUGAGCAACACCUGCCCUGUGAAUCUAAUGGGCAGAGACCUAUUGACAGCACUGAGAAUAAACCUGAUUGCCACGGAAGAUGGGAUCAAACCAAUCAAAACUAUGGAACAGAUGGACGCCUGUGUCAGCCAAGGAAACGGACCACCGGAUGAAUUUUAUUCACUGGACCUACACAACGUUGGUCCAACCUCAGUUGUCCGUGACCUAGAAAGAACUGCAACACAGAUGACAGACGAAGAACAACACAGGCUAUGCAGUGGUAACAGAAGAGGCAAUACUCAAAGCGGGAAAGCUCCCUGGCAACUGGUCAGCGCAGGCAGCAGAAAUCGUGGCACUCACAGAAGCAUGCAAACUCUUCCAAGGUCAAGAGGUCACGAUAUAUACGGACAGCCAAUAUGCCUAUUCAACGCUCCACGUCUUUGCUGCACAAUGGGCCAGGAGAGGCAUGCAAACAUCAAGUGGAAAACCAGUCCAGCAUGCUGAUCUGCUCAAAGCCUUACUCCAAGCAGUUCUACUCCCAAGGAGAAUUGCUGUCUGUAAGUGCUAAGCCCACACGAAAGCCACAGAUCCAGUCUCCCAAGGGAAUGCUAAAGCUGACCAAGCAGCAAAACAAGCAGCGAUGGGAACCAGCCACACCCAUGUUCAAGAAGAAGCAGACAGCACAGAUGAAGAUAAGUGUGAACGAACGACACAUCCUUCGCAGAAGCAAGACAUCAUCCCUCUCAAAGUUCUGAAGGACAUGCAGGACAAUGCCCCGCCGAAUGAAAAGCAACAGUGGACUGCAGCAGGAGCAAAAAUGGACGGCCUGGGCAUUUACAGAGUUUUGGACAAACCCUGCCUCCCCCGGAGUCUUUUUCAAGCAGUGGCUAAAUUGAGUCAUGGGCCAAGCCAUGUCUCAACAGGGGGGAUGGUGGGGAUAGUAGAAAAUAACUUCUACUGUACUAAAGGCCUCAUUACCUAUUUUAAAAAUUUUUGCAGAUCGUGCCUCACAUGCUGCAAACACAAUGCUCAGGGAAAUGUCAGACCUACAAGAGGGAAGUGCUCACAAGGGUCUUACCCAUUUGAAAUCAUCCACAUGGAUUUCAUAGAACUGAACAGAUCCGGUCCACACAAAUACUGCUUAGUAAUAGUGGACUCAUUCUCAAAAUGGGUAGAAAUCUUCCCAGCAAAAAAGCCAGAUGCACUGACAGUAGCAAAAGCUAUAUGUAAAAACAUCAUCCCAGAUCACGGUAUUCCAAGAGUUAUUUGGAGUGACAAUGGGUCACAUUUUGUUAACCAAAUUAUUGGAGAAAUGGCCCAACAUCUAGGGAUCAGCCUAAAACAUCACUGUGCUUAUCAUCCACAGACUGCGGGACUAGUGGAGAGAACUAAUGGCACUAUCAAACUUAGACUCAAAAAGACCAUGGAAGAAACAGGGAAACCAUGGCCAGAGUGUUUGCCCUUAGUCAAAACAUACAUGAGAAUAGUUCCAACAGUAACAGGCAUCACACCUUUUGAAGCAGUAAAAGGAAGACCUUUUCAUCUUCCAUUAUGGGAAGCGUCAGGAGUACAGGAGGGAAAAGGGGAACUUGACCCCAUGACAGACUGGCUGCAUAGACUUUUCCAAAAUGACAAUGUGAAAAGAACAAAUGAUCUGCCAGGUCCUUCUCUCCCUUCCACACAGGAAUCGCUGACUCCAGGAGACCAGGUGCUGAUAAAGGUCAUCAAGAGGAAGUGCUGGUCCAGCCUGAGGUGGGAAGGCCCAUUCACAGUGCUCCUGACCACACCCACAGCCGUCAAAAUCGCGGAGAGAGAGACGUGGAUUCACCAGUCCCACACCAAAAAGGUCCAUCCUGUCACUUAAAGCAGCUACUAUGGUUGCGACCCGGUAUAAAUACUGACUGAUUUCCAACUGUCUACGGGUGCGGUACUGAGAACCAAACCCCACCGGUGAGGACAUGUGCUAGUAACCUCUGUCCUCCGCUUUCUUUCCCUCUUUAUUUAGGUUUACUGUGUUCCCUGCCAUUUUUUAUUUGAUUCCCUUCUCAGCCAGGCCAUGAGGCUGUCGCUCCAAGCGGAGGGCAGGGGAGGAAUUUUUCCCUAUUAAGAGGGUUUUCGCCUCCCCCUGACUGGGUACCUAUGUUGUGCAUUAUUAUGAUGUUGUGCUCUAAAACCUGUUAUAGGACUGAGCUCAAUUGAUGUUCCAAAAAUCCACAACAUGGGGGAAAUGUAAGAUAAGCUUACACAUUUCACAGAGGCCUGUGAAAUGUAUCACCUCAUGUGUCAUAAAUAUCUUUUAAUGACUCUGUUGCUGUGCAGGGAUGCGUGUGUGUGCUGUUUGUCUAUGGGAAGUUUAAGAGCUCAAGGUGACUGCAAAUUUAUGAUAGCUGCAUUCUUGUGGGUUUUUGUAACAGGAAGAACUGUGUCUACUCAGAGGACACCCGGCCUUGAGAAGAUUAACUGUCUCUGUAUAACAACUUUACUUGUCUUGUGAAACCUGCUCUCCCCCACCCUAUGUGUGGAGCUCAAUAAAAUGUGUGGUUUUGGGGAGACUCGGAGAGAGUCUCACGUGAAGGCUGAAGAAUAUGUUCUUCU